Molecule: messenger RNA, 839 nt
Organism: Chara braunii
Lineage: Eukaryota; Viridiplantae; Streptophyta; Charophyceae; Charales; Characeae
Source: the annotation of a GenBank genome assembly
GCAAUUCGUGAUCUCGCUCUCCAACGAGAGCAGAUGACCGCGCAAGUGAAGGGCACAUAUGCUUCUGCGGUGAAGAGUGGUCCGGUAGGUGGGUACGGCAAGCAUGUCCUUUGGCGGAAAAAGCGACAGGAUCACAUGCUUGUCGUUUUCGACGACGAUACCGUAGAGAAACUACGUCUCGACGAGUCCGAGGGAGGAGGAGGUGAUGGCGACGGCGAGUCCGGGAAGGGUGACAUCGUUGCUGUAGUGGCCAACAAGGGUGGCCCAAGUCAGUGGAAGAAGAAGAAGAGGCCACACUCGUUCCCCGAGCAUUCCGACAUCGCGUACGGGAAGCCUCGUGAGAAGAUGGGAAUGACACGUGAGGAGUGCCAGUCCAAGAUGGAUAAUCGCCAAUGCCUCGGAACCGUGAGGCACGUGAUAGCCUGAAACACAUGGCACAACCAUGAUGGACAAACUAACCCACAGGAAAUAGAGAUGCAACAUGAAGCAGAGGCGCAAAGGGAGAGAUGGAGUAUGCUAUCUCCUGUGACUUGCAAAGAUGGGAUGUGCGGAACCUUUGUCCUGAAGACAUUCACCUCAUUGUCACUAGUGAUGGGACUCGAUGCACCAAUUGGCAAACCAGUAUAUUAUACCAUACUUGCAGAAAGACAAGGAGAAGCGGAGCUGGGUGCCGUACACCUCGUGGAGUCGUCGCCAGAAUCGGCUGGUAAAGCGCGGGUCACGGUCAGAUAUGAUGCUCAGAGGUAAGCCAUGGUCACGCACGACUCGGUCAAACACGAUGUCGGCGACCUCACGUGAACUGAUGGCAUAGCGGCACGGAACAAAGUGUGCACGCUUCG